Capsella rubella is the source of this 1323-nucleotide messenger RNA. RefSeq names its product polygalacturonase inhibitor 1. The record is from RefSeq and is a predicted model, not a curated record. The transcript is spliced from 2 exons. NCBI's taxonomy places the organism in Eukaryota, Viridiplantae, Streptophyta, Magnoliopsida, Brassicales, Brassicaceae. Bases 65 to 1066 code for a protein of 333 amino acids. Gene Ontology annotation, molecular function: protein binding.
ACAUGUACCAUUACACUUUCUAUUAAACCCCAGAUUCAAGACCGAUACCAAACAACCAAACACCAUGGAUAAGACAGCGACAGUACUUUCCUCUCUCUUGUUCUUGUUCACAUUCCUCACCACCACCUCUUUGUCUAAAGAUCUCUGUAACCAAGAUGACAAGAAUACCCUCCUCAAGAUCAAGGAAUCCCUAAACAACCCUUACCACCUGGCUUCGUGGCACCCCGAAACCGACUGUUGCUCGUGGUACUGCCUCGAGUGCGGCGACGCCACCGUUAACCACCGAGUUACCUCCCUAACAAUAUUCUCUGGCCAGAUCUCCGGUCAGAUCCCGCCUGAAGUCGGUGAUUUACCAUAUCUCGAGACCCUUGUCUUUCGCAAACUCACUAACCUCACCGGUCAAAUCCAACCCACCAUCGCUAAACUCAAGAACCUCAAAUACCUCAGGCUCAGCUGGACUAAUCUGACCGGUCCAAUCCCUGAUUUUAUAAGUCAGCUCAAGAAACUUGAGUUCUUAGAACUUUCCUUCAAUGAUCUCUCUGGUUCCAUACCUAGCUCUCUCUCCACGUUACCUAAUAUCAUGGCCCUUGAACUUAGCAGGAACAAGCUUACAGGUUCGAUACCAGAGUCAUUUGGGUCGUUUCCAGGAGCAGUCCCUGACCUUCGCCUGUCACACAACCAGCUCUCCGGUCCAAUACCCAAAUCACUAGGGAACCUAGACUUUAACCGGAUCGAUCUCUCCCGGAACAAGCUCGAAGGCGAUGCUUCCAUGUUGUUUGGAGCCAACAAAACGUCAUGGUCCAUUGAUUUAUCAAGAAACAUGUUCCAGUUCGAUCUCUCAAAGGUUGAGUUACCUAAGACACUUGGUGUCUUGGACUUGAACCACAAUGGUAUCACAGGGAAUAUUCCGGUUCAGUGGACUGAGACUCCUCUUCAAUUCUUCAAUGUUAGCUACAACAGAUUGUGUGGACACAUCCCAACAGGAGGGAAACUUCAGUCGUUUGAUUCUUAUUCCUAUUCUCACAAUAAGUGUUUGUGUGGUGCACCUUUCGAUAAUUGCAAGUGAAGAUUCAAACUGCCAACCGCUACUAUUCUACUUUUGCCAAAGAAUCCAUAUAGAAGACAACUGUAUCUUUUUUAUUCGGAUUGAUUAAUAAAAAACAUCACCCCCAAAACUUUGUAUCUGAAUUCUGAUUAUGAAUUCUUAGUACAUUUUCAAAACCUCCCAAAUAAAGAAUAAGGGGCAUUCCUAAUUUCCUAUUAUUGUACUUCUUUUAAAAAAAAGUUAUCUGUUAAUUAAAUCACAUUGAAUAAUUGGUUCUA